This is a messenger RNA of Symbiodinium necroappetens, 2523 nucleotides long. The record is from the annotation of a GenBank genome assembly. Lineage: Eukaryota; Dinophyceae; Suessiales; Symbiodiniaceae.
AUGUUUUUCCCAGGGCGACGACAAAAGCCACAUGGCCGCGAUGACGCCCACCAGAGCGAUCAGCGCGCAAAGGCACUCUCCCGAGGCCGUAGGCGUCGCGACUCGUUCAGCGAACGACAUUUUUUUUUAUUCGGGAAAAAAAGAAGCAUGAGCGGUAAGCCAACCCUGGCAGUUGAGCUCGGCGAUCUGUCCUUCAACAAGAAGGGAGGGAAGUUCUUCCCUUUGCGUGGCACGGGCGUACGCGCGCUUGAGUGGUCGUCCGCCGAGUGGCUCAAGAUCCUCUGGCACCCGAGCGGGUUCAACGAUCCCGACGCCCGACGGGUGUCGCUCAGCCUCGAAGCCUGCGAGGGUGUCAAAGCACUCUUCUGCGGGGUCGAGGAACACCUCGUCCGCAGCCUGGCGGCGCUGUCGACAAAGGAUAGCAGGCUUUUCGGCAAGCCUCAGACGGAAACGGAAGUCAAGGAGCGCUUCCUUUCGUGCUUGAAGACGAACGCUCGCUGCGAAGCUUUUCUGAAGACCAAGAUGGACUGGGAUAGAGUGCGGAUCUGGGGUCCGAAGGGCGAGAAGCUCGAGGGACCGGGUGAUCUCGCCGGUCGGGAAUGCAAGGUGAGGUGCGAGUUGCGGCAGGUCUGGCUCAUGUCGGGUCAGUGCGGUCUCUUGCUGGAAGUCACCGAUCUCAUGUUGAAGGCAUCUCUUGCCAACAGCGCGCUGUCAAUGUACAGGUUGCGGAACAUGGUGCGUCGUUCCUUUGCCACUGUCUGUGUGGUGGCGCUCGUGGACUUCCACGCUUUCGUGGGGAUGAAGACGCAUGUCAGACGCUACAAGCUGCAGAGCCGCAACGCUGCUUGUGUCGACAGGUUUGUGACAAUGGCGCAAAGUAUGCUCAAUGUAAACGGGUAUGAUGCGAACGUCACACGAGUUGCCCUGGAGCUUGCCCAGAGGGAGGCUGCUACCGAGGCUGCUACCAAAUAUAGAUUGCUCCAGCUCAAAUACUUGUCAGUGAGUUCAAGAUUCUGGUUGGAGAAGAUGUUCAGUGAUUUUGCGGCAUUUCUGCAAACAACGCGUCUACCAUCCAUCCCUUACAGCAACAGCGGCAUCAACAAGUUUUUGGCGAAAAACCCGCUGAUGUGGCAGGCUUUUGCUGCCCACGAAAACAUCUCGCUGGAGUUCCCUCUCAAUGUAUCUUUUCCAGAAGUGUCGCAAUCAUUGUUGUAUGGUCGGCUGAGUGGGCAAGUGCACGAGCCGCCAGGCUUGGUUGUGCUUCGCUUGUGGAAUGAUACUGAAUACACCGGCGAGGUGUACUUGCUCCGCGACCUGGGUGCUCACUACAGUCGGAAGUUGGGCAUUGUCGCUGAGCCACUAGAUCUGAGCCGAGCAUUGGCUGACUUGAUGCAGCUGUUGAAGGGUAAGUGGACGCUGCGUAACUUGAUCGGUGUUUAUUGGGUAGUGACGGUCAUCGCCGUCUUCAUCAUCUUCAAAGCGCACAACCUCAGUCAUCAACGCCCGCUUCCACGUGUCCCAACCUCGAAGGGAGGGUUUUCUGACUUUGCGGGUUCGAUUGGGGUUUCGCCUUCCGUUGCUACAUCUUUUCAACCGCCAAGCCGCGGUAAUGCGGUGUCCUUGGAGUGCAGCUGGGGUGUUUUGGUCUGGCAGCGGGCUGGGUUCGCAUCCUGGUCUGAGCAACCUGUUCACGAAUCUCGAAGCCUCUUUCAGCUCAAAUUCGAAGCAGAGCGUCCCUCUAGGAGGUCGGUACCUGGGACUCUUGAGAUGUCGACGGCUGUGAAGAAAACGCUUCACGACGUGCGCUCGCAGCUCGUAAGCGGCAAAUCCUUACGCGGGCUUCCCUUGACCGAGGAGAAGAAAGAGGAGCUGAAGAUCAAGGAGCAGCAACUGCUGCAUCGCCAGAGACAGGUGCGGCUGCAGCGACAGAGGCAGCGCGACUUCAUUCAAAGUACCGUCUCAAGCGAAGGCAGUCGCGUGAUGGCGCAUGUGGAUGCAUCCAACGCUACGCAAACCCAGGAGAUUUGCAAUGCCGUCGAGGCCAAGGGGGAUGCCAACUUGGCGAAGGGGGAUGCCAUCUUGGGCGCUAUCGACAACAAGAUGACGCCCGAGGAGAAGCGCGAGGCUGAUGAUCGCAAGGCUGAGGAGAAAAAGCGCAAGGCGGAUGAGAAGAAGCGCGAGAUGGAAGAGAAGAAGAAACGCAAGGCGGAGGAGAAGAAGCAGCGCGAUGAGGAGCGUGCAGCAAAGAAAGCGAAAGUUGAUGUGGAGAAAAAAGAGCUCGCUGAGGCUAGGAAAGACCUGAAGGCCUGCUCGCAACGCGAGAAGAAGACCGAGGGAGGUGCGGAGGAGUCCACUGCGAUCCCCCAGCACGCGGGCGAGGAGGUUUCGAGCACCACAGGGCUCGCAGACGUUGCUGAGGUCGAGGGGUGUGAGGAGAAGCCGGACGAGCAAGGUUCUCCUGACUCCUCGGUGAUUCCCAGCACGUGGAUCCCCAAGCUCGGUCUCUUCGGGCCGAAGCAGUAA